Micropterus salmoides (largemouth bass) is the source of this 839-nucleotide messenger RNA. Its product is annotated as beta-1,3-N-acetylglucosaminyltransferase manic fringe-like. Lineage: Eukaryota; Metazoa; Chordata; Actinopteri; Centrarchiformes; Centrarchidae. Gene Ontology annotation, molecular function: glycosyltransferase activity. The transcript is spliced from 3 exons. Gene Ontology annotation, cellular component: membrane. The record is from RefSeq and is a predicted model, not a curated record. The annotation marks the transcript as partial.
GUGGCAAUUUGUGGGCAGAACUGCGACAAAGUCAAAUAUAUCCUAUAAGCAGCGGCUUCUUGCACAGAAAAUGAGAGGAAAUCAGUAUUGAGUUAUUUGAAAGAGAUGAGAUUCUAAAAAGUUGUUAGGAAUAUGCUGGCAUCAUGAAAUUAUUGUGAUGAACAGACUUUAGUAAUACUUGAAUUGGGCUAAUGAGGAACACCGAUGUGAACAUUAUAAAGAAGGAAGACGGAGAGGUGAUGGAGGAGCCGCCACGAUAUUAGGCCAAAACAAAUGAACAUUAGGAUUUUAUAUGAGGGGAACAAGAACGUGGUUUAAUUUUUUAUGGAAUCUAAAUAACUUUCCACCAUGCAUAAAAGAUGGAUACGUCGGAGUUUGCCUGUAUUGGUUUUUACCUUCAUCAUCGUCCUCUACCUGGAUUUUCAAUUUCGCAGCCUUCCCAAACACAAUUUGGUUCACGAUCCAUCACCCGACGCGUUUCCGAUAUGCAGGCUGACGGCCAUGGACGCACAGAACCCGGCUUGCAACAGCAGCAGGAACAGAGGACACCCGGCCUCUGAAGAUGGACAUGUCACCCAGACCAAGCUGAAGUUGGAGGACAUCUUCGUUGCUGUGAAGACCACCGGGAGGUUCCACAAGACGCGCCUUGCGCUCCUUUUGGAGACGUGGAUCUCCAGAACCAAGGCGCACACAUUCAUUUUCACCGACACGGAGGAUGAGGAUUUACGUUCAGAUGGUCACAACAUAGUGGUAACAGGCUGCCAGUCUGAUCACACAGCAGCAGGCUCUGCCUGCAAGAUGUCUGCCGAGUAUGAUGGCUUCAUGGCCUCAGACAAGAG